Nyctereutes procyonoides (raccoon dog) is the source of this 1158-nucleotide messenger RNA. It is a transcript of the gene FAM237B, whose product is annotated as family with sequence similarity 237 member B. Lineage: Eukaryota; Metazoa; Chordata; Mammalia; Carnivora; Canidae. Bases 228 to 653 code for a protein of 141 amino acids. The transcript is spliced from 3 exons. The record is from RefSeq and is a predicted model, not a curated record.
GCCACCGCAGAGCCCGAAGCACCGCCCUCCCGAGCCGGAACCUCCCAGCCCCGGAGCCUCCCUGCCCCGGAGCCUCCCAGCCCGAGCCUCCCAGCCCCGGAGCCUCCCUGCCCCGGAGCGCCGCGCACUCAGCACACUUCAGCACACUUCAGCACAGGACGAGUUCCAAGCGCUCUGGACGCCCGUGGAGGAUCGCCGCUCCCCACUUUCGCCUGCCUCCGGAGAAUAUGGGUUUUGCCACAAGAAGAUGGUUCUACCUACCACUGGGCUGCAUGAUGCUGAUCAGUCUGAUUAAUGCUGAUUUUGAAUUUCAAAAGGGGGUGCUUGCUAGCAUCAGCCCCGGCAUCACGAAAGAUAUUGAUUUCCGGUGCUGGAAUGCUUGCUCUUUGACACUGAUAGAUCUCAAGGAACUCAAGAUACAGCACAGUGUGGAUGCUUUCUGGAAUUUCAUGUUGUUCUUGCAAAAAUCCCAGCGGCCUAGACAUUAUAAUGUCUUCUUAAGCAUAGCUCAGGAUUUCUGGGACAUGUAUGUAGACUGCUUGCUUUCACAAUCUCAUGGAAUGGGCAGAAGACAGGUGAUGCCUCCCAAGUAUAAUUUUCCACAGAAGAUAACAGAAGGACUGGAUUUUACAAAACAUGAAUAUUACGUAUAAGAGAGAGAACAUGGGAAAAUACCUCAAGCAAGGUGACAUCAACCUGAAAGUUUAAUUCUAUCAGUAUUUCUGAGGUCAAAUAUUUCUUGUAGUAUUUAUCAAAAUUGUUAUUUCUAAUUCUUCAAUAUUUAUGAAAGCUGUAUUUUUUUGAUGCGUAAAAGCUUUAUGGCUAUUGAAUUAGCGUUUCCAUCUUUUCAGAUAAUUUGUCAAUAAUUUUUUAUUUGGAAGGCAUCUUUGUAAACCAUCUUUAAAAAAGCAUUUAAAAUGCAAAUGCAAUAUAUUUUUAAAUACAGUAGUUAAUGGAGUAAUGCUGUAACUAAUUUUAUAAGGUAUCUUAUACAUAAUGUUGACUUUAAAACUGUGCCAAAAUUAAUGCCAGUAUUGUCCUAAAAAAUAUUUAAUCUUGAUGUAGUGUACUGAGUGGCUUCUGAAAUGUACAUUUCAUCACUGAGCCAUCCUAUGUAUUAAAGUGUUUUUCUAUCCGUUAAGGACUAAUUUUUUUUUA